Clonostachys solani is the source of this 3354-nucleotide messenger RNA. NCBI's taxonomy places the organism in Eukaryota, Fungi, Ascomycota, Sordariomycetes, Hypocreales, Bionectriaceae. The record is from the annotation of a GenBank genome assembly.
AUGUCAUGGGAGUUAUCGCUCUUAACCCUCAUCGUCAGCGUCUUCAGCAUCUGGACGAUUCGUUCGAGCAAUACGACCUCCGCCGUCCUGAAAGCAGUUGGGGUCGUCUUUUGCGCCUUGGCUUUUUAUCCGGAUCCCGUCCUCCUGAUCCAGCAUCUGUCCUCGACUGCCUUUCAAGGCUGGAACGACAUUCGAUUCGAUGUGCUUCUCGUGACGCAUUUUAGAAUGGUCUUGACACUUGGCGCCGUGGUCUGGUUACUGCAUCGCUCGUGGCAGACCCUUUGGAAACCUGUGCCAGAGCUGAUCAACAUCCUCGGCGUUGACGUUCCCGAAGCCCCCGACGUCUCUCUUGCUGGUAUCCGGGCAGAUGCUGCUACUCUCACCUGGACCAAACCUCCUAAUAACCGUCCGGUUCAAAAGUAUUUGAUACAGGUCAACGGAAUCAAUGUUGGAGAAUCACCCCACGAUGAAACCGCGAUCACGGUAACUGGCCUAAAGCCAAGUCAUUUUUACAAUAUUCGCGUUGUUGCUAUUGGCCAGAACAAUUUCCAGGCUGCCAGCGAUACCGUGCGGCUCAGGACAUUCGGCAGCGAUGGCAGGCCUUCCCUUGGCAAUGCCCGGCUGCCGGCGAAUUUUGUGGACGAUGAGGAUACCAAGCCACGAGGGAAUGAUGAUGGGAUUGGCUCAGAAGGCCGCGCGCCUUCAUUCGCUGCUGCGGCUAUCGAGACAGCGCCUCCUCUCGAUGGAGCAGUAAAUGCAACACGAGAUAUCCCGUCUACAGCGCCCGGCCAACGAAGAAAUACCCUAAACCGUCGACACUCACCAUCGGUAGCUAGCAGCGAUCAGGCUUCGAUUAGACAAUUUGAUACCGAAGGUCCCGAACCAUCCCUCGACGAGCUGAAUCAUCGAUUUCAGGAAAUCCGUAAAGAGAUUAAUGAUACUCUUUCACUCCAAGGCAAGGAAGAAGAGGAGUUUCUACAAACUGAAGAAGAGCUGCGGAAAGAAAAGGACGUCAAAAAGAUGUCACUGAAAGAGAAGGAAGAGCAGACGGCUCAACUGAAAUCUCUGGUUCGCACUACAAUGGAGCAAAUGCGAGCUGCCGAGAAAGAGAGAGCGAAGAAAGAUCAACAGCUCAAGGAUCGUGACAGUAAGAAAUCCAAGGUCCGAGACAACGUAUCCAAGCUCGAAAACGAGAUUGAGAGGAUGAGAAAGGAGUGCAGUAGCUUUCAAGAUCAGAAGGCUAGUCUGAAGGAGAAGACAGAUCAAGACAUUUGUACCCUUAACCAGGAGAUCACCACUCUUCAAGAGGAACACAAUGAGCUUGAGGCGGACCUCAGCAAUAAGGGAAAGCAGCUGAACGAGAUGAAGGAAGCUCGGAAGCACCUCUCUGGGGCAGAUGAUGAGUUGAUGCGGGAAAGUGAUGAGAGAAGUCGCCGAGAGUGGGAGGUUGUUAGGAAUACCUUGCACCAUCGACUUGUUGAGGAGACCAAGGCUAGUCACCAACUGGAUCAGCAUUACCAGGCCCUGCUUGAACAGCUCAGCAUUCAUCAUCAUGCAGCAUUCUUCAACCAGUCAGAUGCACCACCUCUCGACUUUGAUGAUUCCGUCCCCGUCCAACAAAAACGCGAAAGCUAUAAUAGCAGCGAACCUAGGCUGUCACCUCCAACGCGUUUUGUUAUGUCGGAGUCGGCUACUUCACUGCCUCCUGCGCUAGGGCGUCCAAGUUUUGGCCCAGUACUUUUUAUUCCUAAUGAUGCAAAUGACCCUCAGACAGAGGACGAUUUGAAGACUACGGCCGGGCCUCUUAGUCCAUCUGCGCAUGCUUACCUACCUUCCGGCAUCAUCGACUUUGAAGGAUCAGAUAGUAAGGCUACGCAGACCCCUCUGCUUCCAGAGAGUGUCGCCGCAGGAGACGAAGUACCGCAAUCUCCAGUCUCAUCCAACCAUUCACUGAGCAUUUUCUCAAGUCCUCGUGAAUCGUCGACCAACCUACCCUUCCCUUCAUACCAAGACAAUAGUGAUCGUGGAUCUCUGAAUCUCAACUCGAGCCCAGCCGCCCCUCCAGCAAGUGGUCUGAGAUUGGCUAGUCUCCUAUCCGGAUUUCGACGAGGUGAGGCAACCAAGGCUGAUGAUGAGGAGGGCCCACCGAUUGGGAGCUUGAAGCCUGGACAAAGUCAGUCGUUCCCUCGUGGGACUGACGAAAGCGAAUUGUUUGGCCGUCGACGGAUGAGCUUCUCAUUCAAAGGCCAUCGUAAUUCGACUGGUUUUGAAGGAAAUCCGACCCAAAUGUCGACAAGUUCAAAGAUGUUCUCUAGGCGGCUCAAUCCAUUUGCCAGCUCAGCAAGCGCUAUUUUCUCCGACCGUGAUCCUCAUCGUUCGCGACCUCCUUCUAUUGCAUCUGGAUCUGAUCUUCCCAGGCCUUCGACGGACAGUGGAUCUAUAUGGGGGGCCCCUGGUGAUGUUGCUACCAUGGCCAAAAAUCGGCUCUGGUCUCCAAACGAAGGCCGGUGGCCAUCUCGAAGUGGCUCCCGUCGUCCUUCGAUCCAUGGCUCCCCCUCUGCUCUCACAACCUCGUUAGCAUCCGCUGAUGACGAGAUUCUCUACGAAACUGAGCUACUUGACCCUCAAACAUCCCCCAGUCAAGUUGGAGUUAUCGGAUCUCGUCCCCCCGGAGCAUCCAAGUCAAUUAGUCAGCGACUGAAUCCUAAUGCGCCUACAUUCAAGGGCCUCUUCCGCAAAGAUAAGGACAAAGAUCGAGCCAAGGACAAGGCGAAAGAUGCCAAGGGGAAAGGCAAGGAAGCCUUAUCUCCCACCGUGGAUUCACCCACAGGCCCUGACGAGUCGCCGUCUGAUUCGCGCUUAUCCCGUGACACAUUCUCAGUUCACACCCAAACAUCUGUUUCCGAGUCCCAUGAAUCACUUCCUCUUGAGGGAUCGAGCUCCAACACCAACCUCGAGAUGAACAGCAGUCUUUCAAAGGACUCCGACAGCGUGAACGGUAUUAGGAAACUGUUGCGAAAAGGGAGCUCAAGCAAGUUCAGCCUUUCAAGCAGACUGGGUAAAGACUCGAGUCUGUUCAAGAAGGGCCCAGGCAGUGCUACAAACUCGGACAGGAAUGCGUCGGCGGACCAUCGAUCAAGCAUUGGUGAUUUGGAUGAGCUUGGAGAAGAGCACGCCCCAUUGGGACGCAGCUACGAUAGUGUAACGAGCAGCCCAUCUCUUGCGCCAUCCAAGUCCAAGGACGCUAAGGAGAGCCGGAUAAGCAAUUGGCGGUUUAUGAAGAAGAAAGGCAAGGACGCUUCAAGUAAGGAGAAGGAGAGCGUUGAAAUAGACCGCUCCCUUGAUGAGGAAUAA